Molecule: messenger RNA, 3567 nt
Organism: Paraglomus occultum
Lineage: Eukaryota; Fungi; Glomeromycota; Glomeromycetes; Paraglomerales; Paraglomeraceae
Source: the annotation of a GenBank genome assembly
AUGACAGAUUUAGAUAAAAUACUCGGUGAAUUGCAACUGGAAGUGGAAGAACUCACUGCGGAUCUCGAGCGCAGUGCCAGUCAAGAACAGAUGCAAGAAUAUUCAUUUAAUAAGGAUCGAGACUCUCAAGAAAGUCAAUAUUCAUUAAUAACAUCAACGACCAACUCUAGUGUUAUGUCCACUGACUCGUCGGGAACUUCACCAGACAAAGAACGUCACACCGAUCAUUCCUUCGAAUUUAGUAUAGAAUUAAUGCAAGAAGAACUGAUCAAGUUAAACUCAAGUCUCAAUAAACGCCCAACCUAUGCCUCUACUAAUCCACAAUCUUCACAAACGCAAUUCAACGUAUCCCCCUCAAACGCUGAUAUUGGACUUCAAAAGUCAUCUCAUCCCCGCCUGCCAGCUCUCCAAACAAUAUUUUCAUCCACCAUAUCAAGCCCCGGACAAUCUACAGCCUCCUCACCUAUAUCAGCAUCAACCACAACGACUUCCUCUCCAGUAUCUCCAAAUGGCGAUAACAAUGUCUUCCGGAAUAUUGGAAAAAAUACAGACAAUACAUCUCCUGAUGCUUUGGUUCCUAAUAUAACGGCUUUGGCCGGUUUCGGGUCGAUAUCACCUGCGGAAAGUCCACCCAUAUCAUUAACCUCGUCUCCGAGAUUAGGUGCUCGUACCGUUUCCACUCUUUGGAAUGACAGCGAGGAUGAAAGUGAAAACGAAAGCGAUUCUGACUCAUCUUCUGAUAGUGAAUCAGAGACUGAUAGUGACGAUAGCGGUAGCAGCGAUUUCAACCCACUAUCGUUAUCUCGAAAACGAGUGUCAAAACCCGUUUCAGAUAAGUCAGGCGAUGCAGCGAAUACAAACAGAAUAAGGCGAAGUGUAACAAAUGGACAUAGACAGUCUCCGCCAAACAGAGGAGCGUCGCCUGCACCUAGUCCGAAUAAUUCUUCGAACCAGACAGCUGUAACUCCAACUGGUGCAAAAAUCACAAGAAAAGGGACUACCGCUCGCGGUUUAGGGAGUAGAGUCAGAGUAAAACCAGCAUCGCAACCAUCGUCUGCAAGAUUAUCAAAAGACCCUCUCCCUCCAACUCCUGUACUGCCCAAAUCUUACAUUGAUAGUGAAAAAGAGCCAAAUCGAAUUCGUGAACAAGAAGUGGAUUCACGUCAAUCUCUUCCGCGUGGACGAGUUGCUGACAACUACACCAAAGGGCGUUCUAAAUCUCGUGAUCCUACGUACGAUAGAGAAUCGUCUAAUCCAAGCACACGGGGUCGUGAAUUGGAAGCAAGAGACCCCAAUAAAUAUCAGGGUCAACGAAAAUCUACAGAAAGACGCUCUGUCACUUCAGAAAACGACCCAAGACAGCUUUCCGGACGUCGUGCAUCUCCAACGCGGGGACGGCCAAUCGAUAGAAACGAUCGCUUAACCGAUAGAAGCGAUCGCCCAAGCGAUAGAAGCGACCGCCAUCAUCCAAACGACGACACAACGGUAUCGAGAUCUCGUUCUGUCAAUCGCGAUCAAGGGAAUCGUGGGCGAUCUAGGUCGCUUGCUCGAAACUCUUCACCAAAGCCCAGCCGUCCGCUCAAUCAAUCUCGUUCUCGUACGCGCGAUGAUGACAGAGGUCGCUCUGGCGAUCGCUCAACCAACGUUGAGCGUAGUCGAUCCAAGUCUCAAUCCCGUGUCAAUGGCAAAUCUCGAACACCAGGCGGAGAAGUUAUUGAUAUGGAUUUUGAGAAAGAGAGGGAUAAGGUCCUGGAGCGGAAUAAAAAUAGCGAAAAUAAAGAAAAGUCGAUAGAGAGAAGCAAAACACGUAGAGAGAAGAAAUCUGAACAGGCUGAUAAAGAAAUCAAGAUUACGACAAGAAUUUACAUUGGUGAUAUCCGUCAGUUCAAGACUCUUGCAUUGACUUCAAAGAUGAAUGCACUUUCCGUUCUCAAGUAUUUAAAACGAAAGCAAGCUGUUCCGGAUAGCGAUGAAUGGACGCUGUUUGAAUUGGUUAAUGAUUUGGGAUUGGAACGACCAUUGCGAGAUUGGGAAAUAGUAACCAAUGUUAUCAAUACGUGGGACACUUCUCGCACUACUAAUGCGCUAGUAUGUAAGACGUAUGCUUACAGACACACGUUGACCGUCGAGGGCUUGAACAACGGCGUACCUCCAUUGUUUGGAUGGCUUCACCUUAAAUUAAGAAAGAAUAAGUGGGAGAAACGAUACAUUUAUCUUCGAGACGGGGCGAUAUAUCACGCUAAAGAUGCAAAGGGAGGAAACGAGACUUUUCUCUGUACUAUCGCAUCGUUUGAUGUGUAUACAAUAACGAAACCGCUCAAGAGGGCACCGACAAAGUUUGCAUUUGCUUUAAAAUCUCAGGAUAGAGUAACAAUGUUUGAAAGCCCGGAACAGGACUAUGUACACUUUCUUUGUGCGGAGCAUAUGGAAAAGAUGAAAGAUUGGGUACUAAGUAUACGAAAUGCAAAGGCACAAUUAUUACUGGAAGAAAGACCGGAAUUAUUCCAAGCUUGCGUGGCAAAAGAAGACAUAUUGUCACCAACUGUCACAUCUCCGCAAUCAGACAAGACGGCGGGAUUGGCAAAGGGGUCGAAUAAUGAAGGCUUUCAAACAAAUGGUGAAGGAGUAACCUCCUCAGCAUCAGACCAAUGGGCUACGCUUCGUCGUGCAGUCAGAUACCAGCCUGGUAAAUCUAGUCGGAAAUUUGACUUUUCCGACAAUGCUGUAUCAGUUCCGCCUGCCGUUGGCGAUGAUGGUAACAAGAAAUCAGAAGCAAACAAUGGAAAUUUUGACGCGGCAGUAUUUAAACCAGGCUCAUUACUAUCAUACGAUGAAAAGAACCCUCCGUUGAAGCAAGUAGAACAAGAAGAAGUCUCUUGGGCCAAAGGAUCCCUCCUGGCUUCAAGUGACGCUAUUAAUGAGCAGAAAGAAAAAGAACGAAGAGAAGAGCGAUGGAAAGAGCGAGAAAGAGCAGGGAAUGGCACGACGUUAGUUCACCUCAAUAAUGGCGUUCAGUUUAAUAAAGGUUCAUUACUUGACAAAUCCCGUUCGGACAAUGCACCAUCUCACAAUGGUACAUUCCUUAAUAUCCAUGAAGAGCGAACGUUCUCGAAAGGCUCAUUGUUGGCCCAAAAGAAAAAGUCUGUUGAAAACCUAUCUUCAAACCGCUCGCGAUCCGAACGACAACCUAAUGGACCGCUGCUCUCAAUUGAUCAUCCUACACAUCAUCAAUCGCGCUCUCAAACUGGGUUCACCACUCAUUCUGGAAACGGGCCUCUUUUGACUUUAGAUCUACCGCCUUCGCAGCACCGGACUCCACAUAACGUGAUAUCUCCCACGUCUCCUGGAAGCACUCUCUUACAGUUAGAUCUUAAGCAUGAUGCUCAGCAUACAUUGGCACUCAGGAGCAAGGAUAUUAAGCCGCUGGUCAGUUUUGUACCCGGGGAGAAAUCGGAAGGCAGGGAGACCAAGAGAGAGCAAGGGAAAACUUUGGUUACAUUUAAUAACGGAAAGGAAGGAUAUGAUGAUAAUGAGUAUAGCAGUGAGGCAGAAUCUACGGAUGAAUAA